UCUGGCAGUAGCUCCGUUUGAUUUAGACGAACAUAAGAAUAGAAUAGUACAAUUAAAAGUAUUUGCAGAAACGAGAAAUCCGACGUGUGACGUUGAUAAUAUUUUGUUAUUUUUAUCGCAAACAACAUGUAUCCGUCGGUUACUUAGCACUCAGUAUGAAGAAAAUCUAAAAAGAAAAGUAUUAACACAAUGUCGCAAUCAGAAGAUGUUUAUGCUCCAGAGGAACCAACGCCUGACAUUGCAAUAUCUUUACUUGAUAUACAAAUGCCAGAAACACCAGAAAGUACAAAAGGUCAAAUUAGUGAUGGAGAUACACCUAGAUUGGAAAGUCCUAAAAUGCUCAAACCUGUAUUAGGAAAACUACAAGCUAAAAAGAGAUUGAUGGCAUUUGCUAAUAAAUUUAAUGUACCAUCAAAAAUUCAAAAUAAAUCCAGUUUGCUUCAAGCACACUCCACCAAAGCUUCUAAGUCUAAAAGUAUGUCAAGUGACAAUGGAAAAUCUUUACAAAAUGAUUCAAGCACAAUAUUAAAUGUGGAUUCAGAUUCUAUACAAUUUCAUAAUCGUCAUUCAAGUAAAUCAAAAAAGAAAACAGAAGAAAAGAUAUUGGCAAUUGAAGAAAUUAGACGAGAAGAAUCCAAAAGUAAAAUGUUAUUAGCAGAAGCUAUGGCUGCAGCUAAUUUGGAAGAAGAAAAUUAUGCAAAUAGAAAUGGACAAAAUUUAUUAGAAAAUGUAAAAAUUAUAAGAGAGAGAAAUAGACAAGACGAAAUUAAUGUUUUUCAUAAAAAUACUUCAAAAUCAGCAAUAGAAAGUAAAUAUUCAGAAAGAAGACGAUAUGGAAGAGAAGAACGAAGAGAUAGUGCAAAUAGGGAGUCAAGAGAUUACAAUGGUAGUAAAGAACGAUACUAUAAAAUAUCUCAUGAUAAAGAACAACGUAGAAAAGAUAAAGAUAAGAAAGAUGAUAAAGAUAAGCGAGAAGAUAAUAAUAAAUAUGAAGAAAGUAGAGAUAGAAAAGAUGAGGAAAGAGAUAAAAAAGAUAAUGAUAGAGAUAAAUGGGAAGAUGCACGAGAAAAGAAAGGAGUAAAAGAAAAAAGAGAGUGCUUUAAGGAAAAGAGAAGUGCUUCACAGGAAAGACCUGAAAUCAAGGAUAGAAGAGAGAAAGAGAAAGAGAAAGACAAAGAUAAAGGAAAAGAGAAAGAUGUAAUAAAUUCUGCUUCAUGGACAGAGUUAAAAAAAAGUGGUAUAAUGAUGGAAGAUAUUAUUGAGAUUAGAAGACGUGAUCACUCCGAACGAUCAACAAAAAAUAGAACAGCUGAAGAUUAUUUACGUCACUUCGAACAGAUGUUAAUGUUAAAUGAUUGUCGCUUGAAACGUUACGCUUUUAUUGCCGAAGGGCUGGACGGUCCUAAAGAAUACCCUCCUGAGUCAAUAAAACUAACUAAACGGGGAAGGCCUCAACUAUUUUAUUCUGAAAAUCCUCGUAUGUCUCUUUUCAUCAAUCAUCAACAGAUUCUUCAAGCAAUUAUUACUGAUCAACGUGAAAAGAUGCAGGAAAUUUGUGAUGCAAACUUUAUACGAAAUGAUGAAGAAGAAGAAGAAGCAGAAAAGCCUCAAGGUAUACGUAAUUGGUAUCCAAAAUCAGGUAUAUGUAAGUCUGAUGAAAACACUAAAUGGCAUGUAUCCAUUAGUGUACAACUGCCUAGAUCAAAAUGGGAUAGUGAAGAUGAAGAUAGAUUAUCCAAUGAUAGUGAGCAAGAACAAGACAAUGAAACCAAGUCGAGCAACAUUGCUUUAGAGCAAGAAGCAGAAGAAUUUUCUCCACAGUUAAGUACAAUAGAAGAUGUCAGCGAAGACAAGAAAAUUAUCAAUGAAGAUGAAGCUUUUGUUAAAAAGAUAAAUAAUAACAGACAAUCAGCAUCUCCUUUAUUACAAUCUGCAGGCAACGAAAAACUAGCAUCGGAAUAUGAACAGUUCAUGAAGAUGGUUUGCAGUGAUAUACCUGUAUCAAAAGAAUUUUCUCCAAAACCUCUUGCAUCAACGUUAAGUUAUCAUGACUUUAAUAUAGAAACUAACUUGCCAGAUGACAAUAAUUUCCAGUUUGUAGAACAUAGUAUCUCUGGGAAGUCUGAUAAAAGUGAUUCAAGUAAAAUUGAAGAAAAAUACAAAUCUAACGAAAGUCGACAGAGUCCAGAGAAAAUUUCAAAAAUUGAAGAUGAUCAAGUGUCAUCAAGCAGUUCUCAUAUUCAAGUUCAAAAACGUAUAAGAGUAGAGAGCAAAAAUGUGCGUGAUAAAAGUGAAUCAGAAGAUUCAAAAUCUAUACCUAGUGAUUGGGAAAACGUACGAAUCAAAGUCGAACGUAUGAGUGAUGAGAAUUCUGAUUCUAGAGAGACAAAAAAAAAGAAGAAACAAAAAAAAGUCAUUUCUAGCAGCAGUGAAUCAUCUAGUUCGUCAAGUUCUUCUGAUUCUGAGGAAGAAGUAAAAAGAAAAAAGAGAAAACGAAAAAUAUCGAAUGAUUCCGAUUCGUUAACAGAUUCAGAUAGUAGCGACAGUAGUACUAACAGUAGCGAUUCUUCUAGUUCUGAUGAUAAACGAAAGAAAAGAAAGAAGAAAAAACGAAAAGCUGAAAAAAGAAAGAGAAAAGCAAAACGUAUAGCAAGAACAAAAAAGAAGAGAAAAAGAAAAGUCAGUUCUGACUCUAGCAGUACUGACUCAUCAGAAGAUAGAAGAAAAAAAAGGGUGGUAAAUAAAAAGUCUAAACAGAAAAAAGAAUAUAGUAAUAAACAAGAUAGCAGUGAAAAUAUACAAAAGCCACCUUUAGAGUCCUCUUCGGUAGAAAAUACAAAAUUGAUCCGUACACAAGUUCCUUUGAAAAAGAUUAAAGAGGAAGUAAAGGUAGAAAGUAGUAAACGCCCUACAGAUAAACACGACGUUUGGAGCAAAGAACAGGAAUUAGUUAGAAAGACGAUUUCUAAUAACGAUGUGCAUAACAAAGGUCACAAAGAUGAAGAAAAAAGAAAUAAAGCUGAUGAACGAUAUUUAGAAGAAUGGGAAAUGGAAUCUGUAAUUAUAUCACAGAAAGGGGAGAAACUGUCAAAAAAUAAUGUCGAAAAAGUAGAAAAUGCUGAAAUAAGUAAUAUUCGAAAGGUGGAAAAAAAGGAUGAACGAAAUAAAAAGGAUGACAAAAGUAAAAAAGAUGAACGUUUUAAAGAAAAAUGUCCAAGUAUUAAUAAGGAAAUCAUGCCAGGAAAUUUAAAGAUAGAAGAAGACACUGAUGGAAAGAAAAAAAGGAAAAGAGAAAAAGAGAAAAAGAAUAGUAAUGAAUUUUUAACUGAUUGGGAGAAAGAGAGCGAACGGAUAUCUCAACAAAUAAUGCAAGACGAAAUCAAGCUUUCCAAAAAGCAGAAAAAAGAAAAAUGGGGAGAAACUGAAUUCGACACUUUGAAUGUUCUAUCAUUGACGCAACUUGAAAGGGAAGUAAGUAAAAGACAGCUAUUAGCAGACGAAUGGGAAGUAGAUAGCUUAGAAGCUGUACCUAAUUUGAUGAUUAAUAAAAAGAAACCCACGCGUACUUCAAAGAAACUAGAGAAGGAAGUUCGAUAUGACAAGAAAACAGAUACAUAUAUUUCUAUAGAAAAAGAAACUUUAAAAGAAUGUAAGAAGAGACAAGACAGAUUGUCAGCAAUGAGAAUCUGGGAAGAGGAACAAGAAGAAGGGGAGAGAGAAGCUAUGAUGCUUCUAGAACAAAAAAACAAGAGGAAAAAUGAUGAUUGGGACAUUGAAGAAGAAUCAUUUCUACGAGAAAAAAAUGAUAGGAAAGAAAAUAUAGAAGAUAGCAUCACUAUAAUGGAUAGCAUUCAUAAGGAAGUAAAUAUGGUUAGCAAAAAUGUAGAUACAUCAAUGAAACAUGAUGUUAUUACAAACAAAAAAAAUAAGAAAAGUCGCUGGGACAUGGAGUCGCAAUCUGGAGAGAAAUUAAAACUAAAAGCUCCUGUUAUGUGGGAGGAAGAGUGUGCGGAAUGGACGAAAGUGAAUAAAUUCGAUCAUAAAAUAGACAGAGCAUCUUUAGAAUGUUGUGAUUCGAUAUUACCUAAAACGAAAAUAAAAGACGAAAAUGUUUGUGUAGUUGAACAAUCGAGAAAAUCUGUAUCAAAAAAUUCAACAAGUUCAGAAAUUAUCGAUUUAUUCCCUAGAAAACCUCAGGAUGUAGACUUGUUAGAAUCAUCCUGGACUUCAGAUGAACAUGCUAGAAGCAAAUUACGAAUAAGAAGCUUAGAUAAUAACUCUCAGAAAGAUACGUUCUUUGAUCAAACAAAAGAACUGACACCUUCGAAGGAACAAUGUACUGUAGAACAAUUAAAGGACAUAUUUGAGAUAGAUGUGAAAUUAACGAAGAAAAACACUGAAUUGUAUAGUCCCAGUUCUCCAGCUGGAUCCCAGAAAUCUGAGGAUAUAGAAGCUUUCAAUAACAAUCACACAAGUCCUUUAAAUCGAAAGGAAAGUCUCCUCCAAGACAAACCAAAGAACGAAAUUUUGAUCAAAUCUGAUGAAGAAUUCGUUCCCAAUAUACCUCUUCAAAUAAAGUAUCGUGAUGGCAAAUAUGCAAAAUCUACAAUGAUAAAGAAAGAAUUUGAAGAAAUUUUAGGUAUGCAAAAGGCAGAGGAUCAGACUGUUCAGGACAAAUUUGAUGUGAAAGUUUCUGAAAGUUCUCCCGAUCUUUCAAUUAACGAAUCAUAUCCAGAUUCGAAUUAUAAAUCGUUACGGAUGGAUAUAUUUGCAGAAUAUGAAUCCGAUGAAUCAUGUGGAAAAUUAAGUAACAAAAACUCUGAAACAGUAUCUUCAUCUGCUAGCAUAAAAGGUGGAGAUGAAUCUAAUGAAGGAAAAGCAGCUCUUAAAUUAAUUCCCAAACAAUUGUUAGUUCGACGAAACAACGAACGUGUGAAAACAAAAUUAAUUUCAGAUGAUCCGGUACAACAUGCUGCAGCUCUAUUAACUAUCCAAAAAAAGCUUCGGGAGUCGCAUGCUGUGAGGAACGACAUAAAGAAUACAUCUUGUGAAGAAUCUUCUACUGAAUUUAAGAUUGAGUGUGAAAAAGCAACUAACAUUCACGCACCGAUUGCUGAAGUUAUUCCUACAGAACAGACAACUAUUACAGAUGUUAAGGUGGAUUCCAAAGAUGUAUCGAUAACUGUAAAGACUUCAAUUAUCACAAAAUCAGAAUCACCAGGCGCAGUGAAGCUCGAUUUCAAUGAAUAUAAAUCUGGAGAUAAAGGAAUUAAACUGGAAGAAUAUAAAAAAUCUAGACCACUUAGCACUAAAGAUGUUAGUGAUACAGAGAGUCAGAUGAGGUCACCGAGCAGAGAACAGAAAAAAAAGAGCCCUAGUAGAAGAGAAAACAGAGAAGAUAAACGAAUUAGUGAUCGUAGUAAAGAAAAAAGAGAUAAAAAAUUUGACGAUAGAGAAAGAGGAGAUAAAAAGGAUAAUAGGAGUUCAAAACAAGAGUACAAUGAAAGCAGAAGAAGACCCAGUCCUUCCGGUAGUCGUAUUAAGAAAAGAAGAAGUACCUCUUGGGAACGGGACGAAAGUCGUAGCGAAAGCCAUAGUCGUAGUUGGAGUAGAAGUAGAAGCAAGAGUCCAAAGAAAAAGGAAGAAUCGCUUGCAAGUUCUUCCACCAAAGAAAAACGAUCAAAUAGAAUGGACGAUGAUAGAUCUGGUAGAUCUAGAGUAGAUGAUAGAAGGGAAAGAUCUCUAAGGAGUCCACCUCGAUCUAACACUGCCCCAUAUAACAAAGAUCAUUUUAAGAAACAUACAUCCACUAAAGGAGAUCGAGAUGAGUGGAAUAGAAGAAAAUAUGAUUGCAUGGAAAGAGAAAAAGAAACUAGAUCGUAUGAACCAAUAGAAGUAUUAAGGGAAAGAAACAUAGAUCCUGAUAGACAUAGAGAUAGUAGGUUUCGUGGAGAUGAAACAGAUCGAUCAUUGUGGUUAUAUGAAACGGAAAACAUACUUCGGGAUGGAAAUGAGUCUUUGGAUUCCUAUUCCAAUGGUCAAGAUCUAGAUCUUGAUUAUGAAGAAAAAGCAUACUAUAGGGAUGACAGUAUUGAAAGAGAUAUCAUGGAAGGUCCUUUCCGUCCUUCAUCAAAAUUCAAACAUAGAAAAAGUAGGCUCAGUACGAGAAGAGACAGACAAUGGGAGAAAGAAAGAGAAUCAUUGGAUCUAGAUAGACAUGGACACGUUCGACGAUCAGAAAAACUACCACCAUCUAGAGGUCGGUUGUCACCACGGCUACGAAGAUCACCCCCUAGAUCUUCACACGACCGCUUUAGACGUGGUUCUAGAUCGCGAUCGAAGUCAUGGUCAAGGUCAAGAUCACGAUCUAGAUCAAGAUCUAGGUCUAGAUCACGAUCGCGAUCAAGAUCCAGGUCUCGAUCCAUCAUACGUUCAAGGUCUCGAUCCAGGUCAGGAUCUCGAUCAAGAACCAGAUCUACUUCAGACUCUAGAAUAAGAAGUCCAGAUCACUUACGAAUAACGGAACGCUUACGAACUUCUAGAUCACCUUCUGUGGGACGAGGUAGAGUCAGCGAAAGUUCAAGGGAAAGGAAGGAUGAACACGAUAAUAUGAAACUAAAUAGCUGUGCUGAGAGAGGUAGACGAAUAGAAACGAUCGUGCAGUCCGUGUCCGGUUUAUCUAGGGAUUCGACUGUAUUAGACUCGGAAAUGCACAUCGGUGACAAUAUGGAGACAGUCGCAGCAGGUUUUCAAUAUUCGACUGAAAAUGAAGUUGGAAAUGAAUACUAUUAUACAGAGAAUAACUUGACUUACCCACCGUGCAUUGAUGACACUGUAGCGAAUUCUCCAAAACGUUUGUCCCUUGAUGAUAGACUAGAACUUGAACUGGGAAUUAAGAAGCAACAGGAUGGUACAGGAGUGUCGAAUGAUUAUGGAGAUAACUUCAAUUCCAAUGUAUGUUAUCCAUCACCACCUCAACAACAACAGCAAGUGCUGUACCGCCAACAACCUACUGUAUUACAGGUGGGCAAUGUGUUGCAAGUAGUACCUGCAGAUUUCAAUGGAAUCCCAGCAGCGCAUAGGGAGCCGACUAACUCUUCAACAGCACCGAUUGUACGAGGUUCCAGUCAAGUAGUUCGCGUAGGUAAUGUUCUUCAAGUUGUACCGACGUCAUUAGAUUGGAGCGGCGGACAACCCUCGUCGGUCGAUCAAUCAGGAGGGAUGAUGUAUUCCGCAACAGUCCCUCAACCUUCUCCGGUUCCCUCAGUCCCUAUAUCUGUACCUGUUCCAGUUCCUGUGCCCAUGCCUGUACCAGCUGUUCCACCCACCAUAAGCUCAUCAACGCCAGUUUCUACUUUGUCUCCAGUUCCAUUGCCUAUUUCCGUUCCUGUUCCUGGUCCCGUCCCGCUUCCAGUAACACAAACGACGUUCCCUAGAACUGAAGUCGCAUCGCAGAUUCCAGUUCUGCCAGUAUAUAAUUACGAAGUUAUCUUAGAAACUCGUAGAAAAGAACAGGAAGAACGUAAACGACUACGAGAAAUUAGGAGAAAAGAUAAAGAACGUAGACGAAUUGAAAGAAUUAAUCGUCGUGCUUUGCAACUGCUAGAAAAAAGUAACAUACGCCAGUCAGAGAAUACGAAUCAGCAAAAGAGUCCAAGCUUGGAUCCAUCUGUUUUGAAGGCUCUUCGGGAAAAUGAAGAACAUGUCAAUAUGGAUGGAAAGCAAACUUCUUCUGCUAUUUUUGAGAAAGAUGAAGAAAUGCCGGUUGUCGCAUCAUCUGCUUCUACGGAAGAGGAGGAAGUGCCUGUUGAAGAAGAUGAGGAAGAAGAAGAAGAGGAGGAGGCCGAAGUGGAGGAUGACGAAGAAGAUGAAGAAGAGGCGGAAGAUGACGAAGAAGAAGAAGAAGAAGACGAUGAAAAAUCACGUUUAAAUAAAUUGAAAAACGAAGUUGAUGAAGUUACUGCGACAAUAGCGACAGAUGAAAUGAAUAAGAUCCAAAUCGAUCCAGAAUCCAAAGAAUGGCCAGAGUUACCUCCUCCACCUUUAAAAGGAAUUUUAGUUGCAUCAGGUUUCAGGAGAACCUCAGUUCCGAAUGGUAACUUGGAUGAUCUCUCUACCCCUGAAAAUGAAAGUGGCGACAAUACAGAUAAAGAGGGUUUCGAAGCAGAUAAGAAUGAAUCUACCAAAGGCGAAAAUGGUGAGAAUAAGAUAAGCAAAUUGAAGAUUCAACUGAAAAAAUCAAAAUUAGCGAAAUUAUACAAGAGAAAACAAAGGAGUAAAAAAUCUGUACAAUUCGCGGAUGGAAUCAAACCUGGAGAAGGUACUAGUCCUAGUGGCGGAGAAGGGGACAUGCCUUCUCCACCACCGCCCACAUCUGGAAUUACUCGAGGUGGAAUUCGAGAUGCCCGAAGAUCUCGCUCUAGAAAGAGUAGUAAGCAAGAGAAAAGAACACGACCACCCAAAACAAAGAAAAAAGUGAAGGUGAAGAUCAUAAAAUUGAAGAAGCCCCGUGUCACUCCAUUAACGGCAAUGAUGAUGGACGAUUCAGAUGAAUUGGAUGAUCGUUCUCCGCCACCGCCACCUCCAGGAUCUCCUCCGCCGCCACAUCUUUGGCCAAGUUACCUAUCUGCUUACAACGCUAUCAAUCGUACCAGCGAGACUCAAUCAACGACUUUAAUUCCGAACACUGUUCAAGCUCCUCCGCCUCCUACUCCGCUGCCUCUAUUAGUUCCUCCUCCUCCUUUGAAUUACACGAUACAACCUUGCAGUAAGGCGUAAUGUUUUUUAUAUUUUAGCUAGCAUUAUCUUAUGAUAACACGUAACAAUCGUAGAUGUUAAGCUUGUAAAAUGAACAAUAUAUGAACAUUUAUUUCUUCAUACAGAGACAAAGAGACAAAAAAUAAAAAUUCGUAGGUGUGGCCUUGAUAUAAAGGUUUUGUGAGAUCGUUGAAACUUUAUGCGUGACUUAAGCAUCAAAAGUAAUGUAUUAUUGUUAGUGACAAAUUUAUUGUCUGUUUGCUUUUUGUAAAUAGCUUCAUUCUUUGUGACACGAUUAUUAACCGCCUUCAGAAUGAAGACAGUUCACGUACAAGUGUUCCAUUGCGUCCACAUCUCUACAAAUUCGCGUUGCGUUUAUAUAUUUUUCGAUACGAAGAAACGAAUAACCGAAGAAAAAAGAAGAGAUCAAUGGUACAAUGGAAAAUUGUAACACGUGAAAUGAGUGUAAUUUAUACGAAAACUUGAAGGAACGAUUAUUAACAACAAUUACAUUGUUGAAAAUGUAAAA
Messenger RNA from Eufriesea mexicana, 9286 nucleotides. Its product is annotated as trichohyalin. Gene Ontology annotation, molecular function: ubiquitin-like protein ligase binding. The transcript is spliced from 17 exons. NCBI's taxonomy places the organism in Eukaryota, Metazoa, Arthropoda, Insecta, Hymenoptera, Apidae. Bases 190 to 8778 code for a protein of 2862 amino acids. The record is from RefSeq and is a predicted model, not a curated record.